Messenger RNA from Manihot esculenta (cassava), 1801 nucleotides. RefSeq names its product pre-rRNA-processing protein ESF2. Gene Ontology annotation, biological process: endonucleolytic cleavage in ITS1 to separate SSU-rRNA from 5.8S rRNA and LSU-rRNA from tricistronic rRNA transcript (SSU-rRNA, 5.8S rRNA, LSU-rRNA); endonucleolytic cleavage to generate mature 5'-end of SSU-rRNA from (SSU-rRNA, 5.8S rRNA, LSU-rRNA); small-subunit processome assembly. The record is from RefSeq and is a predicted model, not a curated record. The coding region runs from base 209 to 1393 and encodes 394 amino acids. Gene Ontology annotation, cellular component: nucleolus. Gene Ontology annotation, molecular function: RNA binding. The transcript has 8 exons. NCBI's taxonomy places the organism in Eukaryota, Viridiplantae, Streptophyta, Magnoliopsida, Malpighiales, Euphorbiaceae.
GGUUUGCAGAAUAAAUCCCCACGAUUUUUAUUUUUAUUCUUUAAACGCCACAGCAGCGCGAAUACAGUGCUAAAGCCAUAAUAGAUAAGUCCCGCCGCCGAAACCGAAACAAAAUCAGACAGCUUCACUUCCUUCCAGUCAUCGCCGGUCGCCGCUGUCAGUAAUCUUUUGGGUCUUUUCUUCUUUUACCUGCAUAGAAUUAGGCGGAAUGGCUAAUGAAGAAUAUAAUGUUAAUGUGCUGAGUCCUCAGAAUAAAGGGUGUGCAAAGUCCAUUGCAGAAAGUGCUGUAAGAAGGAAGAAUAGAAAGAAAAAGCAAUUGCAGGAAAGUGUAGAAAUGGAGGAAGAACAGGAGGUCAAUGAAUACAGCCCUUCAGCAGGAGGGAAUGUACACUCUAUUGAUAUGAGGGUAGAAACUGGGAAAAAUAAAAUAAAGAAGAAAUUUUUGGAAGAAGCUUCUAUUAGCAAGGAAGGUAGUAAAAAAUCUGACAGUGAGAGCAAAAGGAAAAGAAAGGAAAGGAAAAAGCAAUUAUUACAGAAAGCUGUUGAGGAUGAAGGGGAAGAUGUUAAUACAGAGGGUCUUCCAGAGGAGGUUAAUCCAGCAGCUGAAGGUGGAAGAAUUGAAACUGCAGAAGGCAAGGAAGAAGAAAUGAUCAUUGGAAUAAAUCCUAUAGCUGAAAAGAAUCCAAAAUCCAAUGAUAAAAUGGUCAAUAGGCUUAAAAAGAAGAAGAAAGAGCGGUUGCUAAAGGAGGCUGCUAAGGCUGACAAGCGUGGUGUUUGCUACUUGAGUCGAAUCCCUCCCCACAUGGAUCAUGUAAAGCUUCGUCAUAUUCUUUCCCAAUAUGGAGAAAUACAGAGGAUAUACCUUGCCCCUGAAGAUCCUACUGCUCAAAUAAGUCGCAAAAGAGCUGGUGGAUUUCGAGGUCAAGAAUUCUCUGAAGGGUGGGUUGAAUUUACCAACAAGAGCAUUGCGAAAAGAGUUGCUAAUAUCUUAAAUGGUGAACAAAUAGGUGGCAGGAAGAGAUCACAAUUCUAUUAUGACCUUUGGAAUAUAAAAUACUUGAGUAAAUUCAAGUGGGAUGAUCUUACAGAAGAAAUAGCUUACAAGAGGGCUAUACGGGAGCAGAAAUUAGCUCUUGAAAUUUCUGCUGCAAAAAGGGAGCGGGAUUUCUAUCUCAAUAAGGUGGAUCAAUCUCGGGCUUUGAGUUCUAUAGAGGAACGAUUAAAAAAGAAACAAAAGGUCCAACAAGAGUCAGUAGGUCAAGUUUCUGUUAAUGAGCAAGCACCAAAGGUCAUUCGUCAAUUCUCACAGACAAAACCAGUAGCAAAUAAAGUGGAAGAAAGCAAAUCUCAACUCUCAAAAGACAUACUGGCUGGGGUAUUUGGUGGUCUAUAGUAAAUGGGUUUUGAAGUUUUCAGUUUAUGUUCGACAUGAGGAGCUUAAGAGGAUACUGGAUGCUGAUUACUUUGUGGUCUGAUUCUUUGACGUCUUGAUGCGUCGAAAAAGCUUCUUACAAUUUUUCUUGCAAUUCUUUUAACAAUAUUGCUGGUGAUUAUUUAUGGAACUGAGAGAUUGUGCUAUAUUACGGUCGAGGAUCAUCAUGGCAGUGACCAGAACGCUGUAAACCAUUUAAGGGCACAUACCAUGUACUUGAUUUCCAUUGUAAUCGUUUUCAAUUCUUUUAAUUUAAAAUUUUUAAUUUAAAAAAAGAUGGAAAUCUUGCUUUGUAAGAACUUGUUUGAAUUUUUUUUUACAAAACGAUUUAUGCCAAAAGAUAGAAUUAUAUGGUUAGUUUUCAUCGUA